CCACAUCACUUGAUAACGUCAGUAUCCACACAGUGAUCGAGCCGAAUAGACGUAAAUAUGUCUCAAACGGAGCCGGGGCCAACUUUAUGGGACGAAUUGACGAGCCCUGUCAAUUUCACACUUAUCCUAGUUAUUGCGUAUCUUAUUUACAAGAUAGUAAGGGCAAAAUUUGAACCAGAGCCCGUAGCUGUGCCCGUGCAGAGGUUGCCAAAGAUGCGCAAAGAUCUCACGGUACAGGAGCUAAGAAAAUACAACGGUACUCAGCCCGACUGCAGAGUUUUGCUGGCGGUUAACGGCGUGAUUUUUGAUGUGACCAGGGGGAAAUCGUUUUAUGGGCCCGGAGGUCCAUAUGCAGCUUUUGCGGGCACGGAUGCCACUCGCGGCCUUGCGACCGGCACUGUCGCCGGUUCCGACAAGGACUACGACGACGUGAGCGACCUCACACCAGAUGAAGUUUCCGCCGCCAAGGAGUGGGAGGAACAAUUCACUGGAAAGUAUGACAUCGUGGGGUGUCUACUAAAACCCGGAGAGACAGCCAAACAGUACAGCGACGAUGAGUGUGAAGCAAAGACCGAAGAUAAGAAAUCACAAUAGACC
Cydia strobilella is the source of this 597-nucleotide messenger RNA. Its product is annotated as membrane-associated progesterone receptor component 1-like. Gene Ontology annotation, cellular component: membrane; endomembrane system; endoplasmic reticulum. The transcript is spliced from 3 exons. The record is from RefSeq and is a predicted model, not a curated record. Bases 58 to 594 code for a protein of 178 amino acids. Lineage: Eukaryota; Metazoa; Arthropoda; Insecta; Lepidoptera; Tortricidae.